Messenger RNA from Dentiscutata erythropus, 1893 nucleotides. The record is from the annotation of a GenBank genome assembly. NCBI's taxonomy places the organism in Eukaryota, Fungi, Glomeromycota, Glomeromycetes, Diversisporales, Gigasporaceae.
AUGGAUUCUGUUCAGAAUACUACAGUUAAUUCCUACAUAAAGGAAAUUGAAGGUUAUCUCAAUAAUAAACGGAUAAUAUACGAAGCAGAAGGCAGGAGAGAAUUUGUUCCAUUGAUAGAUCGCACUGUACAAAUGAUUAGAUUAAUUAAAGAUCCUGGAACAACGGAGGGUCACUCAAAUGUCACAGAACAAAAUAAUAAUCGUUCAUCUACACAACGAAAUUUUGAGCGCCCACCGGAAAAAAUGUACCACUAUGCCGAUGGUGAAGCCAUUGAUUGUGCAAUAUGUAUUGAACAAGUUGAGCCGAAGCAAGCUCAAGUUCGAUUGUCAUGUGAUUUUAAAUGUCCUUAUUGUCGGCUAGAGGUCGAAAAUUACGCAAAGCAACCACGAACUUGGGAAUAUCCACCAAAUGGUCCUCCAACUCCACAGAAUCUAAACGAUCAUAAUGAUAUGUCACAUCCAGGAGAAUUAGAUUUUGCUAAUUUUCAACGAGGUGUAUUGCAAGUUGUCAAUUCGAUCUUUGGUGGUAGGUUGAACCUUGGACAUCCAUUUCGUGAUGAUACUGGAGCUGAAGAUGAUUAUUUGGAUGACGAUGAUGAGAAUAGCGAUUUCUCGGAUUCGGAUCGUAUUGUAUACGAAAUUACAAAUGGUGGUGAACAUUACAAUAAUUCAGAGACUGAUAGCGAUGAUGAUUCAAACUCUUCCGAUGAUGAUUAUGGCCAAAAUGAUUCUAUAAACAAUGAUGAUAGACUUCGUUCACAUUUCAGUAGUGAUUCCAGUGAAAAUUCAGCUUCUGGAAGACGUGCUCGCCUUGUAAUGCAUGCAAGUAAUAGUCGGAUUGAGGACUCAUCGGUAACUCGUGAUAAUGAACGUGACAAUCAAGGAAAUAGAUCAUCACAAGAACGUCAUAUACGAGAAAGGCGUUCAAGGUCUCCAUCAAUAUCACGUCAACGUUCAGAUCCUAUUAAUUCUACUAGAGUUAAUUAUAAUACUUAUUAUUCUGAUAGAGAUCGCGACGAUUUAAUGGACCUAAAUCGUCCUGUUAGUUAUCUGGAUGACUUACAAAUAUCGGACACCACUGAUUCUUCAAGAUACCGAAACGAUGAUUCCCGUAAUAUUAAAUCAAAUAUAAAUGAAUUUUCUAGAUAUCAUAAUGAUAAUAUAUGUAAUGAAACAUCCCGAAAUUAUGAACAAUUUAAUCAAGGUUCACUGGAUUCAUCAUCCAAUGUUCGAAAUGAUGGGACAUUUUAUAAUAAUUCAAGUAAUAGGCUCAGCUUUAAUAAUUCCCUUUCUCAAAAUAUAUUUAAUUCACCUCAACAUUCUACACAACACUCAACGUUAUCAAGUCAACAUAGUCGAACGCGUUAUGGUUCACAAUCUGAUUCAGAAAGUGAAUUCACAAAUACUUUAUGUCGACAUAAAUCUGCCUCAUUUCGGUUAAGAAACAUAUAUUCAGAAGAUUCAACAACCGCUGAAGAAGUAAUGGAUGAUACUGGUUCAAAUGCAGGAAAUGAAAUGGACACUACAGACGAUGAUACCGAAGAUGAUGAUUAUCGAAGAUGUUUUUCUCGAGAUGAUGAAGAUAAUGUCUCAACAAGUCUAUCAUCUCCAAUUAGAAACGAAACAAAUCAAACAUGGUAUAAACCGUGGUCUUGGUACAAUAAUAAUCAUAUAUCAGGUACAGCAUCUAGUGCAGCUGAUGUAGAUAGUGACGCUACAAUUAGCAGUGGUGAUGAAUGCGGGGAUGGCACAGUUGAUACGAUAUUAGUGACAUUAAUUUCAAUUUUUUCUAUAGAUGUAAGUACUCAUCAUUCUGUCGUGGUUGACUUAGAAAAAGUUACAUCGGACGCGACAAAAAAUGUGAAAAGGCCACAAAGGUGGGUGGGCCUAUAA